Messenger RNA from Acaulospora colombiana, 130 nucleotides. NCBI's taxonomy places the organism in Eukaryota, Fungi, Glomeromycota, Glomeromycetes, Diversisporales, Acaulosporaceae. The record is from the annotation of a GenBank genome assembly.
AAGAACUCAAAAAGCACUUGCCCUGUAACAGAAAUGUUACCGGAAAGAAAGAGUCUCGAUGCGGGACAUUGGACUCGGGAAUUACUACCAGGCCUUUCCACAAAAACUGACCGAACUCCCCUACUCUGCG